Molecule: messenger RNA, 2040 nt
Organism: Phanerochaete carnosa HHB-10118-sp
Lineage: Eukaryota; Fungi; Basidiomycota; Agaricomycetes; Polyporales; Phanerochaetaceae
Exons: 4
Coding region: 1-2040 (679 amino acids)
Source: RefSeq, a predicted model, not a curated record
AUGGCCAAUCCAAUGGUUCGCCCUCUGCUACAUUUGUAUCCGGAGAAGAGUGCGCCACACCUGUCUGAGGCCCGUCAGGCUGACAGAUGGUUGUCUGAAGUCGAGCCCAAGUAUGCCGGCAUCAUGGCGCGCGAUGCUGAGGGACAGCAAGACUAUUACAUACACGAGCCGUGUCUCGCUGACCUCGAUGGCACGGGAAAACCUGCCAUAGUAAUGCCCGUUCGAUUCUUCAUGAAGAACGGCUCGAUGCACGCGCAAGCACAUUGCAUGACAGUGCUCGAAGACGGCUUCGUCAUUGAAGCAGGCCGAAAGCGGGACUGUCGUGAUGUGCCGCUCUCUGCACUCAAGUUAAGCUUUCCACGGCUCCUUGAGUCAUUUGCGCUCUAUAAACUACCGUCGCCAGACCAGAUUAUAGGCGUUCGGCGUCAUAAAUGCAGCUGUCAAAGAAGCCAGACAACUUCAAGUUCGCGUCCCUGUCGACAUAUCGAGAAGUGGGAACAUCCUCCCCUCAACGCAUGGCGUGCGAAAGCCCAGGGCCGUCGUGUUCUGCCCUUGCCGUUAUGGAUGUAUUGUGAUGACACUUCUGGCAAUAGCUCUAAGAAAUGGAAUAAGCAUAACUCGUUCCUGUUUGUGCUGGCAGGAUUGCCGCGUGAGCAUGUCCACCUACCCUAUAAUAUCCAUUUCCUAUCAACGUCAAAUGUUGCCGCUCCACUUGAGAUGUUAGAGGGUAUCUCUGCGGAUCUAAGAGAGCUCCAAGACCACGGUCUCGUCGCUUGGGACUGUGUAUUUAAUGAAGAAGUUAUCUACGUUCCGUGGCCAUUUGCAUUCCUUGGAGAUAACCCAAUGCAAAGCGAGCUAGCCUCCCAUGUCGGCAUGACAGGAAAGUUCUUCUGUCGCGUUUGCACAGGUGGAGAGAAGGACACGUCCAGAGGCCCAACAUCAGCUCAGGAACAGCAUCGGCUUCUUUCAGCAUUUCUCACACUUGGUGCGCCUCGCACACGGGAGCACACUAUUGCAGAACUUCGGAAACAAUGGGACUGCGUCGAGAGUGGUCGACCAUCCCGCGUAGAUGCUACGGCAACACAAUCUGGUGCAAAGGACAAGCAUCUUACUGCGUUCCUCGAGCAGCUCACAGCAGAGCUCGCAAAGCUCAAGACCCAAAAUCAAGACGAAGGACGUCCCGCGAGUGCCGGAUUUCGAGAGCUGCUCGACCAACUUCUUGAUGGGCGAGCACCAGAAGAUAUUCUCAAUCCUAUAUUUACUCUUGAUGAUAUUGAUCCAAACGCAGACACACCAGUAGAGAUACUACAUGUUGUCUUGCUAGGCUUCGCGAAGUACUUCUGGCGUGAUGCCGUCUCCAGGCAGUCUGCUGCCGGUAAACAGACGUUGAAGGCCCGCCUCUCAAGCCUUAAUGUCUCCGGUCUUGGUCUCUUCGAUCUGCAAGGCUCGACGUUCGUCCAAUAUGCAAAGUCUUUAACAGGCCGCGAUUUCCGCGUGAUACUCCAAGUUGCACCAGCAGUACUCUACGAUCUGGUCCCGCCAGAAGCAUAUGAAGCCUGGCUAGCCUUGUGCCGGCUUUGUCCGUUAGUCUUCCAGCCAGAAAUCCGCGAGCUUGACAGCUACCUAGUUAUGCUGCAGGAAGCUAUUGACGAUUUCUUGGCCGCAACAGCUCUAUGGACGACUCAGUGGUUCAAUAAACCGAAGUUUCAUCUUCUUCUCCAUCUCGUGCUCCAUAUUCGCCGCUUCGGACCUGCUAUUCUUAUGGCAACGGAAGGCUUCGAAUCGUACAACUACGUCAUACGUAGUCGCAGCAUUUUGUCCAACCGACAUGCACCAAGCAAGGAUAUUGCCCACUCAAUGAGCUUUACCCAUGCUGUCCGCCAUCUUGUCAGUGGUGGCUUCGUAACGACUCAAGAGGGACUACGACGUCAAGCCGGAAUGUGCGUUCAGGCACUCGCACAUGAUCAGAUCUUUCUUCAGCUUAUGGGCAUGGCACAUCUCGAUGCAGCCUCAGACAGCAAGCUCUCUUGUACGUCUUAG